Polistes canadensis is the source of this 1012-nucleotide messenger RNA. RefSeq names its product transmembrane protein 216-like. Lineage: Eukaryota; Metazoa; Arthropoda; Insecta; Hymenoptera; Vespidae. The transcript has 2 exons. Gene Ontology annotation, cellular component: ciliary transition zone. The record is from RefSeq and is a predicted model, not a curated record. Gene Ontology annotation, biological process: non-motile cilium assembly. The coding region runs from base 584 to 1012 and encodes 142 amino acids.
UAUAAAAAAAAAUUAGAAUUAAAAAAUUAAUUGAUAUUUAAAUGGAAAGUGUUUAACCUAGGGAUUUUACGAGAAUAAUCAUAAGAAAUGGGAAUAAUAUCAUAGAGGAAUAAUAUUUCUUUCCACGAUUAUGGCAAUAUUGUAUGGCUUGGUUUAACGGUUAAAAAUAAAGCAGCGCUAGAAAGAGACGCGAGAAAUAAUAAAAUGUGUACGUACAGUUAUAUACACUGAUCUAAUGUGACAUUCCUCGUUUUCACGUUUCUGCAAGUGAUUAAAAUAAAUAAAAAGACGUAUAUAUAUAUUACAAAAAAAUAAAAAGUAUAUAUAUAUAUACAGGCAUACGUGUAUAUAAAACGUUACGGUCCGAUAAAUCUCGAUAAAGAGAAAUGAAUAAACAACGACGAUACUAAAAGGUAGCACACGUUCAGAAUGGAGAGAAAGUGACAAGUUAUUCUUAACCACAACACACCCGGGAGCCUUUCUACUGGAAUAAAAAAAGGAUCAAUAAAUAAAUAAACGAAGAUUGAUAUCCGCGUAGAAAGAUAAUUAGGGUUGUCCCUUAUAAAGGAAAACCCUCCUUAGAAUGCCUACAGUAGUGAAUUCUUCCUUGACAUAUGAAAUUCUUAUGUACUUGAAUUCGUUUUACUUUGGUAUGUUUGCUGUGUGCGAGUUGGGCAUGGGACUCUUCAAGGCUGCUAAUUUGCCAUCUCCGGGCACUAGUACUACACUAACUGAGUUUGCGCUCUUAUUCUUCCUUAUAGCAACGGAGGGUGCCAGGAUCUAUUUGGGAAGGAAAGGAAAUUUAACUGAACGAGGCCUACCAAUACUUAUUGGAAUUUUUUUAACGUUUCCUAGCUCGUUGGCAACUUUGUAUUUCUUAUUUUGGCAGAAUUAUGUGCUUAAAUUAGAAGUUAUCCUUUGUAGUAUACAAUUAGUCAUUUUAGCAUUGGAGCUUAUUAUCUCGGUCAUGUACCUCAUAGCAAUUUAUCGUCCUCCAUCUCCUAAAGAAUGA